AUGUUGGCAGAGCUCGAACGGGUCACCCCCAACUUCGCCCUCGACGGAUCGACAUGCGACGCGGCUUUCGGGAAGAUAGUUGCCGAGAAGGCCACGGAGUUCGAGCUGCAAACCCCAGAGGAGCGACAGCUGUGGUCCACGCAGAACAGCUUGAG
Messenger RNA from Prorocentrum cordatum, 155 nucleotides. The record is from the annotation of a GenBank genome assembly. NCBI's taxonomy places the organism in Eukaryota, Dinophyceae, Prorocentrales, Prorocentraceae.